Messenger RNA from Durio zibethinus, 1549 nucleotides. RefSeq lists its product as uncharacterized. Lineage: Eukaryota; Viridiplantae; Streptophyta; Magnoliopsida; Malvales; Malvaceae. Gene Ontology annotation, biological process: CAAX-box protein processing. The record is from RefSeq and is a predicted model, not a curated record. Gene Ontology annotation, cellular component: membrane. Gene Ontology annotation, molecular function: metalloendopeptidase activity.
UUUUAUUAAUUGAUUUUUUUUUUGAGAAAACGAGUUUCACUGUCGCAAUUAAUAACAUGAAAAUGAAAUGGACCACAGAGUUAAUUUAAUAUUUGGAAAAGGAAAUUCCCAUGUGAUUUAUGAAUUCCCCGUUUCUAAAUCCUCUCCACCAGAAAAAAUUCACUCCAAGGAAACUGGAAAGUAGCUUCCGCCACCCCCAAACUCAAAACCCAAAUUCAUAAAUUAAGGUUUUUGAUUUGCGAUCCCCACAUUUCUUGUAAAAAUUGUGCCUUUUUAAUGCAAGUUAUUAGAGUUUUUGAAAUUAGGGCCUCAUGUUGAGCUCCUAUUGCUCUCACUCUCUAUCUCAGCGCCCAAUUCUCGCACCAUCUCUCUCCACAUUUCGGGUUCCGGACCGACCCGGUAUAUUUUCUUUAACCCGGAACUCCAGGAUUUUCGAAUCGAAUCCCAAGCUCACACAGAACAAAUGGAAAAUUUCAUUCUUUAGGCAUGAGGGGUUCUCCCUUGAAAACCCAAAAUCUGAAUACAUUGAGCAUUUUCUGCCCGAAGAAUUAGUACAACCUGAGUUCAAUAAGUCUGGUGCUCGCAAAAGAGAUUGGAAAUCAACUCUUCAGGAGGUUGCAGAUGUAGUCUUGAGUGCAGUUGGUAGCAGGUGGACUGUACCAUGGACAGCAGAGACCAUUCUGCAGGUUAUGCUUCUCUGGGUAGCUACAUUCUGGUUCGUUGGGUCUUGGAUGAUUCCUUUCGCUGCUCACAUGGCAGGGUUAAACAAGGAAUCUCUAACUUUCAGAGGACAAGCCUUGUUUAGCCUUGUAACUGAUGUAACUGAAGGCCUUGCUGGGAUUGCAAUACUCCACCGCUGUCUGUCUCAGUUUUAUCCCCUUCCAUCAGAUUGGUUUAAAUUUAGCUUGAGAGGGAAGUGGCUUUUUGAUGUUGUGCUAGGAUGCCUCAUGUUUCCUGUUGUCAACCGAUUAUCACAAUUCAACCUCAACUUGUUGCCCCUUAUGCCUUCUACACCUGUAACCCUUUCAAGUGUUGAGCAGUCAAUCUUAGCAAGGGAUCCAGUAGCCAUGGCACUAUAUGCGGUAGUAGUUUCAAUUUGUGCUCCUGUAUGGGAGGAGAUGGUUUUCCGUGGUUUCCUUCUCCCUUCCUUGACCAAGUACAUGCCUGUAUGGUGUGCAAUACUGGUUAGUUCAGUUGCCUUUGCUCUGGCACAUUUUAAUGUACAGAGAAUGCUACCACUUAUUUUCCUAGGAAUGGUGAUGGGUGUUGUUUUUGCACGGUCAAGGAAUCUAUUGUCAUCCAUGCUUCUGCACAGCCUCUGGAAUGGCUUUGUGUUCUUGGAUUUAAUGAGAUAAGCAUCAUUGCCUUCUCAUAUUAGCUCUCUUGUUGGUUGAUUUUCUUUAUGUUAAAUGUAUAAUAAUUCUUGCUUUUCCAUUUGUAGCUGGGUGAUUUGAAAUUCCUUCCGCUGUGUUAGGCCAAGGCGAUUCAAUAAUCAAUCAGAUUAUAUUUUAAUAAAAGGAUCUUAGUCGGUAUAUGCAUGGAGAUUCCC